Molecule: messenger RNA, 1826 nt
Organism: Verticillium alfalfae VaMs.102
Lineage: Eukaryota; Fungi; Ascomycota; Sordariomycetes; Glomerellales; Plectosphaerellaceae
Product: xaa-Pro aminopeptidase I
Exons: 4
Coding region: 135-1826 (563 amino acids)
Molecular function (GO): peptidase activity
Source: RefSeq, a predicted model, not a curated record
UAUUCCCCUGAGUCGUGGUUUCUAUUUCUGGAGGCUCCGCACCAUCCCACGUUGCUCAUCUCGACGUCUCUUUGUCUGCCGGGUGAACUAGCUCGACCACGGCUGAACACCCAGCGCGCGCCACGCCAUCCAUCAUGGCCUCGGGUGACAAUGUCGACUACGAAGCCGUCAUGGUGGAUGAGUUUGAUGCACUGAACAUCGAGGUCAGGGUUUCGGCGGGCCCAUCGUCUUCCGUGCCGGGUGCUGCCCUGUCAGCGCCGCGAUGCCCCGGCAUGAGAGCCUUGCCGCUGAAGGCGCCCGUCAUGUCGACGCCUGUGCCGGCCGCCGCUCCGCUUCCAACGCCGCCUGCUGUGGACGAUGGGCCAUCUGCUGUGGGUGUGGGCAAUGUGCCACCUGCUGUGGACGAUGUGCCAUCUGCUGUGGACGAUGUGGUCAUCCAGAAGGAGACAACGAAAUAUUCAGCGAAACUCCAUGCUGCCAAGGUGGCCGACGAGCUCAAGGCCAGCGCCGGUCUCGUCUUCCUGCCCGGCGAGCCUUCGCGCACCUACGAGUAUUCGGACAUGGGGCCGGCCUUUUCAUCAAACGCCGCUACUUCUUCUACCUCGCCGGCGUCAACGUCCCUGACUCCCCGCAAGGUCCUCUACAACGGCCGCGUCCCCUCGAUCAAGGACGUCCUCGCGGCCUCUGACGUCGACGAGGUCCGCCACAUGCAGGACCUCCCGGCCUUCCUGCACGCCUACGCCCAUCAGCACGACAAGGCCACCGUCUACCUCCUCGACGCCUCGCAGUCGCACCCGGCCCUCGUCGACAAUGCCCGCGUUCACAUUGACACCGCAGCGCUACGCCCGGCCAUGGACGAGGCUCGCGUCACCAAGACGGCCCAUGAGAUUGCCCUCAUCCGCGAGGCCAACGCCGUCUCCUCAGCCGCGCACCGCGCCGUCAUGCGCCACAUCCGCCGCUUCGCCUCGGAGCGCCAGGUCGCCGCCCUCUUCACCGCCGAGUGCACCGUCCGCGGCGCCCCAACCCAGGCCUACGCGCCCAUCGCCGGCAGCGGCCCCAACGCGGCGACCCUGCACUACGGCGCCAACGACGAGCCCCUCGCCGGUCGCCACGUCCUCGUUCUCGACGCUGGCUGCGAGGUCAACUGCUACGCCAGCGACGUCACGCGCACCCUGCCCCUGGGCCCCACCGGCCACUUCACGCCCGAGGCCCGCCACAUCUACGACCUCGUCGAGCGCAUGCAGGAGGCCUGCGUCGCCGCCGUCGCCCCCGGCCUUCUCUACUACAGCCUGCAUCUCAAGGCCAGCGCCAUCGCCCUGCGCGGCCUGCUGCGUCUCGGCAUCCUCAAGGGCGACGAGAAGGCCAUCUGGGCCGCCGGCACCGUCGCCGCCUUUUUCCCGCACGGGCUCGGCCACCACAUUGGUCUCGAGACGCACGACGUCACCGGCCGCGACCGGCUCCUUCUCGCCGCUGGCGAACGAGAGCCGCGCGCCAAGAGGGACGCUGUCUCGGCCGAGAUGCUCGUCGGCCUGGCGGCGGCCGUGGCAACGGGACCGCCGUACCGCGGCAAGCAGAUGCUUCGGCCGGGCAUGGUCGUCACGGUCGAGCCGGGCAUCUACUUCAACAAGGACUACAUUGAAGGCUACUUCCUCCGCGAGGACAAGCACCGCGCCUUCAUCGAUCGUGACGUGCUGGCGAGGUAUUACCCCGUCGGCGGCGUCCGCAUCGAGGACUGCAUCCUCGUGACGGACGACGGGUACGAGAACUUGACAAAGGCGCCCAAGGGCGAGGACAUGCUGCGGAUCAUCCGGGGGGAGGCGCAGUGA